AUGUCCAGGCCCGCCUCAGCAGCGGCGGGCACGCCAGUGCUGUCGUCGCCUCCGCCAUCCGAAUCAUUCUUCUCAGACUUUGACGGCACAGCCGGUAGCGUCCUCGAUACGACAUUCGGCGACGGAUGGGAGCCACCAGCAGACGCUAGUGCCCUCAACAUUGUCAGCUGGAAGCUCGGUGUCGAUGCCCAAGUCACCGAUGGUGUCGACAAGCGUGGAUUCAAUGCUAUCUCGACCGUGCUCAACCACCCGACGAGGAAGGCCAACCCAUUGCGCGCGAGCCGCAAGCCACUCCCUGCCCUCGCUCAGCCCGCCCCCAUUCUCCCCAAACCGUUUCCGACCUCUCAUUAUGACGGCUACCUCAAGCAGAUUGCCCCUCUGUACGAGACCUUUGUCCAGAGUCAAGCUGCCGCUGCAGCGUCGUCAUCAACGCCAGUGUCCGAGCUCGACUUGCAAGCGAGCAAGGCCGCCGACCUGCCUUCCCUCAACUCUAUCCCGUCCAUGUUCUUCGACUCCAACUUUGACAUCGCCAACCCUAACAACUGGACACAAGUCAUGGACAUGGCUGAGAGUAGCUCCAAACCAGGCGACGCGGCGAUCCAGGACUCGCUCUCGACCUGCCUCGACAACCUCGAACGCCACCUGGUGCACGAGAUUACCCUGCGUUCGUCCUCCUUCUUCUCCGCCCUCGCCAACCUCCAAGACCUCAACUCCGAGUCGUCAUCCUGUCUCACUCGAAUCGCCGACCUCAAGGGGUCGUUGGCCGAUGUAGGCGGCAAGCAGGCUCGCAAGGGUCUGGAGAUCAUCGACGCCCAGUCCCGUCUCCGCUCCUUGAGAGUGACAGAAGGAGGCAUCAAGCGUGUUGCCGAGCUGCACGACUGCCUCCGCAUUGCCAAGGGAAUGGCCGAUGGUGGCGACUGGGCAGGCGCACUGAGCUGUGUUGAGGAUGUUGUCAAGUGGUGGGAACGCAACGGGGACGACGAGUCUCUCCCGCUCACGACUCUCCCGGCGUUCGCCAACCUGCCCACAUCAAUAGCGGCACUCACGUCCAACGUUGCGUCUCAGGUCGAGACUUCUCUGUCCGCCGCGCUCCUGUCUCUCCUCAGCACAACCAGCGACUUUGACAAGGAUACGUUCCGCAAUGCAGUCGGCCCAAUGCUCAUCGGCUUGGUCCGAUGUGGAUGCGUGGACGCCCUUGCCGGUGUGUGGCGCAAUGAGGUGACAAACGCCAUCCGACAAGGUUUGAGACAACACCUCCCAAUAGUCGACGAGGACGAUAUCGAGACAAGGCAGACUGGUGGCUUGCAACAAUCGGGCCAGAGCCUGGCACAGUCGCUGCAGACUAUGGACCACCACGCCUUCCUCACACUUUCCGAAGUCAUGUACGCGUCCAUGCUGGCCCGUCUUCAUCUUGUUCAGCAGAUGGGCGAGGAGAUGGCCACCAUGUUGUCCGAGCACAGCGACAUUCCCACAUUAUCGAUCACGGCCCGCGGUGCUACGACCCCACCCACCACGUCCAAGGCGCAGUUCGAGCCAUCCGAGGUCCUCACUUCUGCGUGCGAGUUGGCCAACACGCGCGCGUCCAAGAUCAUCUCGGUCCGUUCCGAGCAGCACGCCGAAUUGCCCCUCGACCAGUUUGUCGCCAUCUUCAACGAGUCGUGGUCGUUUGUUGUCGCCACUGAGAGCCUGGCAAGGCGCAUGAUCGUCUCGCUCCGCGGUGUCUUGUCAUCGCAGGCCAAGUCGUUCCUCGUCCAGUACCACGCCGAGAGACUCACCAAGUCGGCCAAGUUUGUCGAGGAGGAGACUUGGGUCCAGAUUGACGUCUCGCCACGCACACAGCACAUGGUCGACCUCCUCGUAGCUGCGGCAGUUCAGGAUCCGGACGAGUGCUUCAUCCCGCCCAGGCCCAACGGCACGACCAACGGCGAGGCACCACGCUCUGUGCAAAAGUUUAUCUCGGUCGAAGACAAGACCUUCUUUGUGGUCAAGGCCACUGCCGAGUCGCUCACUCUCCUAGGCGACUAUCUGUGGAUUGUCGUCAACUUGGAACUGGUCGUCACCGACGUCAUGUCGCGCAUUGUCGAAUUCCUCAAGUCGUUCAACUCGAGGACGUGUCAGGUCGUUUUGGGAGCUGGCGCCAUGCGCUCGGCAGGUCUCAAGAACAUCACUGCCAAGCACCUCGCCCUCGCCUCACAAUCCCUUUCCGUCGUCGUCGCCCUCAUCCCGUAUAUUCGCGAAUUUAUCCGCCGUCACCUCAACCCAAGGCAAGCGGUCAUGCUUGUCGAGUUUGACAGGAUCAAGCGCGACUACCAGGAGCACCAGAACGAGAUCCAUGCCAAGCUCGUCGCCAUCAUGGCCGAUCGUUUAGCCGUGCACUGCGGCGAGCUGAGAGAAAUCGACUGGGAGGCGACUCCAGACAAGGAAGGACCCCGUGGGUACGCCCUCAUGCUUGUCAAGGAGACUGCGACGCUGCACAAGGUGCUGUCCAAGUACCUCGCUCCCCAGACUGUCGAGGUGGUCAUGUCCCAGGUCCUCGCUGCGAGCGUUCACCGCCUGGGUGAAGAGUACACCAAGGUCGAGUUCAAGAGCGACGAGGCGAAGCAGCGCAUGCUACAGGACGUUGCGCUCAUUGCGACCCGUCUUACCCCGCUUUCCGAGACAUCGACCUCCAUCUCUGGACUCGAAAAGCUUGUCCGCGAUAAGCCUACCCCGCGCAAGGCCGUCGCAGCAGCCAUGCGCGGCUUAUUACGCCGCAACGGCACUGCCGACAAGGACACGCCGCUUGCCCCCGGCGACGUGCCAGAGGAAGAAGAGAUUGACGAGGAAGGCGGCGGUUUGGUCACCGAGGAUGCUCCGCCCGCAAGCCCUCUUCCACAGGACGGCAACCCCAUGUCACCUGGUCCGUCGACACCGCGCCUCGGUGGCCCGUCUUCCCCCACCAAGCUCUCAUCGCCUGUCAAGGUCGCCUCCCCUAGUCGGCCUGCCGCCCUCGCCCUCGGAUCGCCCACAAAGCCUGCAUCCCCAUCAGCCUCCCGCCCCACCACCCCAGGGCCUGCCCCCGCGCCUGUGCCGGUUCCUGCCCCAAUCGUCAUGCCCACUACACCAGUGCUCGGGUCCAGCCUCUCCAACCCUCCCUCACCGUUUAGGUCGCCCGCCAAGUCUCCUGUUGUACGCCCAUUCCCCACCAAGAAGGCGUCCUGGGGCUACGAGGUCCGGGGCGAGGAGCCAGAGAAGGAUGUGGAGCCGGCGCCCGUGGAGCCCGUAAAGGAGGUCGAGGAGGCCGAGGAAGUCAAGCCCACCGAACCAACACCUGAAACGCCUGCCCAGGAAGAUGUCGCCCCCGCUACGCCUGCCAAGGAGGCUGUUGCCCUCGAGCCCGAGGAGCCCAAUGCCGCGGCCGAGACUGAAACUGUGACCGAGACCAAGCCUGAACCUGAGGCUGCGGUUGAGGCUCCUCCGGCCAUUGAGGAGACGACCGAGACCACCGACAAGGAGACCCCAGCAACCCCUGAGCUUGAGCCCGAGGCAAAUGCUCCUCCCUCUUCAUCGCCAUCUCCAGGCCCUCCCCCACCACCAAAAGAUGACACCACGCCCACGUCUUCCGCAUCUGCCGCCAUACCGGAACCGUCUGAUACCCCGGAAUGA
Apiotrichum porosum is the source of this 3645-nucleotide messenger RNA. RefSeq lists its product as uncharacterized. The record is from RefSeq and is a predicted model, not a curated record. Gene Ontology annotation, molecular function: syntaxin binding. Gene Ontology annotation, cellular component: GARP complex. The transcript is spliced from 2 exons. NCBI's taxonomy places the organism in Eukaryota, Fungi, Basidiomycota, Tremellomycetes, Trichosporonales, Trichosporonaceae. The coding region runs from base 1 to 3645 and encodes 1214 amino acids. Gene Ontology annotation, biological process: retrograde transport, endosome to Golgi; Golgi to vacuole transport.